AUGGCAUUUGCGGAGAGGUGGCAUCUAGAGACCCUGUUCUUUCAUCUUCGACACGGUGAGAUAACCAUCACUCUGGACGACGUUGCAUGCCUCCUCCAUCUACCUAUCAAGGGUAUCCUCCUUAGUCACAGUAGGUUGACGAAGGAGGAAGCGAUGGAGAUGCUGAUUGAGGAGCUGGGGGAUGAUCCUACUGUUGCGCUUCAGGAGGUGAAGAGGACCCACGAGGCACACGCGAGGUAUCACACCUUGCAGCAGAUAUAUGAUGUGGAGCUUCUUGCGGCACAUCAGGCUGUUGGUGAAGAAGUAGAGGCGGAUAUACAUAGAGAGUGGGUGUUCAGAUGUUACUUACUAUAUUCGAUAGGCACUAAGCUCUUUGUGGACACGAGUUUGACGUACACAGACGUCGUUUACCUAACAUACUUGUCGGAUAUCGCACGUGUCCAUGAGUACAACUGGGGAGCGGCUACACUGGCGUACACCUACCAUAGACUCGGAGAGGGAUGCAUGUGGAAGGCAGGGAAUGUGGCUGCAAGUUGUAUCCUAUUAGUGGGCCGCCUUCACCCGGUAUUGGAUCCUUACAAGCGUUGUCUUGACUGCAUGGCUUCUGAGGACGUCCACUACGACUACUACGCUGAUCACUGUGAGACGGUUCCAUUUCAUAAGAUCGUACUAUAUUCUGAAUGGUUGGCUUCUGGUUCGAUCAUCAUUGUUCACUAUCUUCCGGAGCGCGUCAUGCGUCAGUUCGGCUACCAGCAGACGGUACCUCACCAUCCUUCUGACUUCGCUCCUAUCGCCAUGACCCGUCGGCAGCUAGUUGAGGUCUUUACAGAUAGGGAGCACCACAUGGCAGCCAUUGUCGAUGGUUUAUUUCCUGAGGGGUCUGCUGGCCUGCGUCUAUUGGAGGAUAUCAUUAGGGUGGCAGAGGAGGCAUAUUUGUACCGUAGAAGUCGUGCCAAGACAGGUGGGGCACUCGACGGUAGAGGCUGA
Messenger RNA from Vicia villosa (hairy vetch), 987 nucleotides. Its product is annotated as protein MAIN-LIKE 1-like. The transcript is spliced from 3 exons. Gene Ontology annotation, biological process: meristem development; meristem maintenance. Lineage: Eukaryota; Viridiplantae; Streptophyta; Magnoliopsida; Fabales; Fabaceae. Bases 1 to 987 code for a protein of 328 amino acids. The record is from RefSeq and is a predicted model, not a curated record.